AUGAAGAAGAAUUCCACAAGUUUGAGAGUACGGCUUCCAGUGCUGGUAUUUGCACUGGAAGUCUUGGUUGUGGUCCUGUACUCAGUUUUUGUGACGUAUGAUGACCAGACCAAUGCACUGCUACAAAACAAUAAGACACAGCCUUUGGAGAAUACUGUGUACCAAGAUUAUCCUUUUUUUGCUGACAUCCAGGUCAUGAUCUUCAUUGGUUUUGGCUGCCUCCUGGCCUUCUUUCGUCGCUACGGUUUUGGUGGAAUGGUGUUCAACUUCCUGACUGCUACAUUUGCAAUUCAGUGGGCCAUUUUGGUCCAGGGCUUCUUCCAUUUCUAUUAUGAUGGCCAGAUUCACCUGGGAGUGAUCAACCUCAUAAAUGCAGAAUUUGCUUGUGCAGUGGUACUGAUCUCAUUUGGGGCAGUGCUGGGGAAGACCAGUCCUGUACAGCUUUUAGUCAUGGCCUUGCUGGAGGUGCCUGUGUUCGGAGUUACAGAAUGGAUUGUUGUUGAGCACCUGAAAAUCAACGAUGCUGGUGGCUCAAUUCUUAUCCACCUGUUUGCCUGCUACUUUGGUCUCGGUGUCACCUUUAUCCUGUAUAGACCAAGUCUGAACGAGGGCCAUUCCAAAGAAGGUACUACCUACCAGUCUGAUCUACUGUCUGUACUAGGUACCCUGUUCCUUUGGGUAUUCUGGCCUUCAUUCAACUGUGCACUGACCUUGAGGGGGGAUGACCAGCACCGUGCCAUUCUCCACACUUUCAUAGGUCUGAGCGCAUCCACACUUACUGCUUUCGCCCUCUCAGCCUUGCUCAGCAAAAAUGGCAAGCUCAGCAUGGCCGACGUCCAGAACGUCACCUUGGCCGGAGGGGUUACCGUCGGUGCCUCAGUUGACAUGAUGAUCUCACCUGCUGUUGCUUAUGUGCUUGGGAUGCUGGGCUGCACGGCUUGCAUGCUGGGAUAUAAGUACCUCAGUCCAUUCCUGGCACGAAGACUGCGCCUUCAGGACCAGUGUGGCAUCCACAACCUCCAUGGACUAACGGGACUCAUUUCAACCAUAGCUGGCAUUUGUGCAAUCUUGCUGGCCAGUGAGGAAACGUAUGGCCCCAGCCUCUACCAGACCUUUUCUUAUCGUGCACCCCAACAAGGAGAUCCUCAGUUAGGGGAACUCCAGAAGUUGAUCCCAGGACUGGAGGCUGGUCUAGGCCGCACUGCUAAGGAACAAGCUUUGUAUCAAGUGGUGGCACUGGGAAGCACCAUUAGUAUUUCUGCAGUCGGAGGUGUGCUGACAGGCUUGGUGCUCAAGCUGCCAUAUCUUGCCUCACCAACUGAUGAGUUCUGCUUUGAUGAUGAGCUUUUCUUUAAUGUUCCUCUAGAUGAAGAUCAAGCAUCUGAAUCGCAGGAACCGAGGUGCUCAGAGACACAAAUCACCAAUCACCAAUACAUAUUACAGUCCAAGCCGGCUGAUGAUGUCAUAACAUCAUGA
Messenger RNA from Electrophorus electricus (electric eel), 1476 nucleotides. It is a transcript of the gene rh50, whose product is annotated as Rh50-like protein. Gene Ontology annotation, molecular function: ammonium channel activity. The record is from RefSeq and is a predicted model, not a curated record. Gene Ontology annotation, biological process: ammonium transmembrane transport; ammonium homeostasis. Gene Ontology annotation, cellular component: plasma membrane. NCBI's taxonomy places the organism in Eukaryota, Metazoa, Chordata, Actinopteri, Gymnotiformes, Gymnotidae.